This is a messenger RNA of Hydra vulgaris (swiftwater hydra), 1414 nucleotides long. The record is from RefSeq and is a predicted model, not a curated record. Lineage: Eukaryota; Metazoa; Cnidaria; Hydrozoa; Anthoathecata; Hydridae.
AUAAAUAUGUUUUUAUAACAGCUUACAAAUGCAAAACAAUAAAUUAGAAUUAUAAAUUUAUAAUGUAAAUUAUAAUAUAAAUUUAUACUGUAAUUGAUAUUAAUCACAGAUAUCAAUUACAAUUUAAGAAUGCUCAAAAUCAACAAGCGUAAAAAUUGUGGAUAUAUGAAACGUUACAUGAAAAAUUAUCGGGCUAGGUCAAAUUUAUUAGCAGAAAUGUUAAACACUGAUACAUUGGUUGCUAAUAAAAAGCUUUUAAACAUUAAAGAUCAUUUGGAUAGUGACAAUACCAGUGAGAAUGAAGAAUUCAAUAGUCCUGAUACAUAUAAAGAUGAAGAUUCAAAUAGUAUGCAAAAUGAUACUGCUUCUCUGCAUCUGUAUGAUGAAGAAUGUAUUUUAGAACCAGAUGAUGUUAGCCCUGUAUCUUCAAGUGAAGAUGAAAUUAAAAUUACUUUUAAAGAAACAACAUUUGAAUUUUUAACAAAGCUUGCACAAUGGGCUAUUGAAUCUAGAUUGCCACGCGAAAAAAUUAAUGAUCUUCUGAAGAUCUUGGAUAAUUGUGGGAGGUUCAACAAAGGUGACAUCCCAAAAGAUGCUCGUGCCUUAUUACACACUCCUCGAACUGUUAACACCGUGCAAACGUCUGGUGGUCAUUUUGCUUAUUUUGGUUUAGAAAAAAGUUUAAUUCAAAAGAUUCUUUCUCUACCUUUUAUUUUCAAAGAUCGAACAGUUUUAAAAUUAAAUAUUAAUAUUGAUGGGGUUCCUAUUCAUCGUUCAAGUAAUCUCCAAUUUUGGCCUAUUUUAUGUGCUUUCCAUGGUAUUAAUACAACUCCAUUUGUAAUAGCUAUAUUUAGUGGUUAUAGAAAACCAUUAAACAUUAAUGAAUAUUUAGAGCAGUUUAUUGAUGAAAUCAACUUUUUGCAGAAAAAUUCUAUGGUGGUUGAUGGCAAGAUAUAUGAAAUAAAGCUUAAUGCAUUUAUUUGUGAUGCUCCUGCCAGAGCUUUUGUUAAAUGUGUAUCAGGCCAUACCUCAAAGCAAGGAUGUGAAAGAUGCACUUGUGAAGGCCAAUCUGUAGAAAGAAGAAUAAUUUUUUCGAAUGCAGGCGAAUGUAGAACAGAUUCUUUAUUUCGGUUAGGACAAUAUCCUAAGCAUUACUUAAGUAAAAGUCCUGCUCUUAAUAUUGAUCAUUUUGAUGUUAUUAAAGGUUUUCCAUUAGAAUCAAUGCAUUUAUUGUUUCUUGGGGUUUGCAGGAGAUAUUUAUAAAUAAAGCUGACGUUUAUAAAAAACUGUAUGCAAUGAAGUAUGGCGAUGACGGUUUGCUCUUUGUUCCAGUUCUUCACAAAAAUGAAUGCAAACAAUAGUUCAAUUGUAUUUAGUUUUUAGUUAAUUCAAAAAAAAAAUUUCAUUGUUACAA